AUGCUUUCUGGGAAGCUCAAGUUCCUAAGAAAAUUCUACAGCUACAUUGACUCCUGCAAUGUGACAAAACGAGCCGUUCACCCCCUUUGGGGGCGUGUCUGCCUCGCCAGGCAACAGGUGCCAGGUGUCUCUGUGGUGCGACAGAUGAGUACCGGUGGCUACAGGAGGGCUGGGGCCCUGGCGGGUGCACCACUGGGUAAGGCCCCCAAGGAGUGUCCCCUCAAGACCCAGCAGCUGGUCCAGGACGUCUCCAGCCUCACGCUCCUGGAGAUCUCAGACCUCAACCAACUCCUGAAGGAAACGGUGAGGACUCAGGAUGUGGGACUCAUGCGGAUGGGUGGUGUAGAGCCUGCUGCUGUCCGGGAGGUGGCGGAAGAAGAUAUCCCCAAACAAAAGGAACGGACACACUUCACUGUGACAGAAGCAAAGCCCGUAGACACAGUCAGGUUGAUCAAGGAAAUCCAGAACUACGCCCAGGGCAUAACCCUCGUCCAGGCAAAGAAGCUGGUGGAGUCCCUACCCCAGGAAAUCAAAGCUACCGUCGCCAAAGCUGAGGCUGAGAUCAAGGUUGUUCAGGGGCCCCCUGAUCCCAUGAGGCCCCGCCCACCGCUGCCCCCGCCCACCGCGGGCCCCGCCCACAGGGCCCCGCCCACCGCGGGGCCCCCGCCCACACGGGCCCCCGCCCCACCCACUCCACCUCCUGCACCAGGGAAGUGGGAGUGA
This is a messenger RNA of Microcebus murinus (gray mouse lemur), 723 nucleotides long. NCBI's taxonomy places the organism in Eukaryota, Metazoa, Chordata, Mammalia, Primates, Cheirogaleidae. The record is from RefSeq and is a predicted model, not a curated record.